Molecule: messenger RNA, 1923 nt
Organism: Ricinus communis (castor bean)
Lineage: Eukaryota; Viridiplantae; Streptophyta; Magnoliopsida; Malpighiales; Euphorbiaceae
Product: glycerol-3-phosphate acyltransferase 1
Exons: 2
Coding region: 186-1799 (537 amino acids)
Biological process (GO): cutin biosynthetic process
Cellular component (GO): membrane
Molecular function (GO): phosphatase activity; glycerol-3-phosphate 2-O-acyltransferase activity
Source: RefSeq, a predicted model, not a curated record
UACACAAUACCCUUUAAUGACUUAUAAAUAUUUUCUGCAUCCUUCCACUCUUAUUCACAAUCCACUCUUUCUCUUUCUGUGUGUUUUACUUUCUUUUUCUGUCUCUCUGCUUUCACACUGAAGCAUUAAGCUUCUUUUCGUUUAUUAAUAAGGCAACGUUGACAUAGAACCAAUUAAGAGAAGCCAUGGUCUUCCAAAUGGUGAUUCUCAAGCUUGCACACUGGGUCUUGUACCGGCUGUUAGCUAACUCUUGUUACAGGGCUGCGAGGAAGAUGAGAAGUUAUGGCUUCUUCCUGAAGAACCCAUCUUUGAAAUGGUCACAACAGCAAGCUCAGUUGUUUCCUAGUGUGAGCAAAUGUAGUUUGGAGAACAGGGGCUCUGACACAAUAGUUUGUGAAAUUGAUGGAGCCUUGUUAAGGACCACUUCUUUCUUCCCUUAUUUCAUGCUAGUCGCUUUUGAAGGUGGUGGCAUUCUUAGAGCACUGUUUUUGCUGUUAUCGUGGCCUGUUUUGUGGGUUUUGGACUAUGAGCUCCAGUUAAGGGUCAUGAUUUUUAUAACCUUUUGUGGGCUUAGGAAAAGGAAUAUCGAGAGUGUUGGUAGGGCAGUUUUGCCUAAGUUCUAUCUAGAGAAUCUUCAUCUUCAGGCUUAUGAGGUCUUAGCUUCAACCGGGUCUAGGGUUGUUAUCACAUGCAUACCUAGAGUGAUGGUUGAAGGAUUUCUUAAGGAAUAUUUGAGUGUUGAUAAAGUGAUGGGUACUGAGUUGCACUCUGCUGGAAAUCAUUUCACUGGUCUUUUGUCUAGUUCUGGUUUGCUAGUAAAGCAUAGAGCUCUCAAAGAUUUCAUUGGAGACAAAACGCCUAAUAUAGGGCUUGGAAGUUCAAGACUCCGUGACCAGCUCUUCAUCUCUCUUUGCAAGGAAGCUUAUGUGGUGAACAAGGAAGACAAUAAGAGCAAUGCAAGUGCAAUAAUGACGAGGGACAAAUAUCCAAAACCUCUUAUAUUUCAUGAUGGAAGACUAGCUUUCUUGCCAACCCCAUUGGCGACUCUUGCAAUGUUCAUGUGGCUUCCUUUUGGUGUACUUCUUUCUAUCUUUAGACUCACUGUGGGUAUUUACCUUCCUUACAAAUUAGCCCUAUUUUUGGGCAUUAGUAGUGGCAUAGAGGUGAAAACCAAAGGGAGCCUCCCUCCAAUUUCAGGGCACAAAAAGGGAGUUCUCUACGUCUGCACUCAUAGGACACUAUUGGACCCGGUUUUUCUCAGCACAUGCAUAGGAAAACCAUUGACUGCUGUCACAUAUAGCCUGAGCAAGAUGUCUGAAUUAAUAUCACCAAUUAAAACAGUCAGGCUGACUAGAGACAGGAAGAAAGAUGGGGAAUCCAUGGAAAGAUUGUUAAAUGAAGGUGAUUUGGUGGUAUGUCCUGAAGGAACCACAUGUAGAGAGCCAUAUUUGUUGAGAUUUAGUUCACUGUUUGCAGAGUUAGCUGAUGAGAUAGUCCCCGUUGCUGUAAAUACCAGUGUAAGCAUGUUUUAUGGCACCACUGCAACUGGUUUGAAAUGCUUGGACCCAAUCUUCUUCUUGAUGAACCCUAGACCUAGCUACCAUAUUCACAUCCUUGAAAAGCUUCCCAGAGAACUCACAUGUGCUGGGGGAAAAUCUAGCUGUGAAGUGGCCAAUUAUAUCCAAGGAAAACUGGGUGAAGCUCUGGGUUUUGAGUGCACUACUCUCACAAGGAAAGAUAAGUACAUGAUGCUAGCAGGAAAUGAAGGAGUUGUCAAGGAUAAACAAAGAAAGCACUAGAUAUAUAUGUAUGUUAAACUAUAUAUACCUUCCACUCAUUGUAUGAAGUUUCCAGUUUUUCCUCUUUUUCUUUUUGGCCCUUUUUUUGCUUUCGAACGACCUGUGUGUACUUUUGGUUUGGUUA